Molecule: messenger RNA, 788 nt
Organism: Notodromas monacha
Lineage: Eukaryota; Metazoa; Arthropoda; Ostracoda; Podocopida; Cyprididae
Source: the annotation of a GenBank genome assembly
AUGAUUGACAUAAGAUGCGAUCUCAAUAACAGCCUUCUGUCCAGUUUCUGUUCAACAGAAUCGCCUGGUUUGCGAAAUUACUCUAUAUUCGAGUUUAUCGAUGUUGACCUGGAAUCUCCUGCGGAUCCCCUCGAUGAUGUCCGAUCGUCGCGAGCAGCUGCUGGAACUUCGAGCCAAUCGAAAUCAAACGUAGACAGGAAAACCAUAAAAGAUUGCUGUACCCCUAGAUUCUCGCGAAUACAGAAACCCAAGAGGCAAAUGUCGGAAGCUGUUCAGAAAAACGUUGAACGGGUCCCGGUCCAAACGCGUGGGUUCGAUCCGUGUGGAGAAACAAUUGAGACUCCGAAAAAUGCAUUCGAGCCUGCUGAACCUGGUCUUGAGGAUAAGAUUCCGAGUUUGCCACUGUUUUUGGUGGACCAAAUAGCGACCCGAGUUUGCCAGACGGUCAAUGAGCGGUUGGACAGUCUGGAAAAGCGAAUGAAUUGCUUUGACCCACCGAAGCAGACUGUUUGUGAAAAGCCGAAGAAACAAAGGCCCUGCAAGUCGACGAAAGAAGAGUUCAUUCCAAUAUCAUGUCCCCUGAAAAUUCCGAAGACUUCGAAGAAGUAUCGAAAAAUAUGUGACGACAUGUGAAGGGAUUCAAGUUAUAGAGAAGCAGUUUUCUUCUCCCAAUUCUUUGAUGAUCAAAGGAACUUGACAGUAUUGCUAUGGCCGUUUUCAUUGCCCUGUUAUUUUUCUUUCGUGGAGGCCUCAAAAAGGGACGAGAUUAAAGUACUGUAUUUUGAAAA